Exophiala viscosa is the source of this 1025-nucleotide messenger RNA. Its product is annotated as pleckstrin domain containing, family A member 8. The transcript has a single exon. The record is from RefSeq and is a predicted model, not a curated record. Gene Ontology annotation, biological process: intermembrane lipid transfer. NCBI's taxonomy places the organism in Eukaryota, Fungi, Ascomycota, Eurotiomycetes, Chaetothyriales, Herpotrichiellaceae. Gene Ontology annotation, molecular function: lipid transfer activity. Gene Ontology annotation, cellular component: cytoplasm. The coding region runs from base 232 to 885 and encodes 217 amino acids.
GAGCAGCGAGAGUGCGGCGUGUGAUGUCUUGUUGUCAAUAGCCCCUUUAUUCUGACAUCACCCCGCAUUGCAUACUCGCGUGUUAUUUGUACACAUGCAUCUCCAUCCCACCACAUAAGAAUUAAGCAUACGGCACACACCGACACUUCAUUGCACUUAUAUCUGCUGUAGUCCAAAUACCGCCCUCUCCCCAGGACCAUCUACAGACCUCCUCGACGCCCAGGCAUCAACAUGUCUGCCUCUCAGAUCCCCGCCGGCAAGACCUGGUUCGACACGCACAAAGUAUCCUUCGAGAACGUCCCAAUUGGCGCCGACCAGGGCAUCUCCACGAGCGAAUUCCUCGACGCAUCCGUAGCCACGACCACGCUCUUCGACGUUUUGGGCUCGGUAGCAUUCACGCCCGUGAAGAAUGACAUGCUAGGCAACAUCAAGAAAGUGCGGGAAAGGCAGCUCGCAGCCCCUGAGGGCUCAUCCACGCUGCAAUCGCUGGUCAAGACCGAACUGGCCUCGAAAUCUCACAAAGCCACCGAAGGCCUGCUAUGGCUGGUCAGAGGCCUGGACUUCACGGCCCAAGCUCUGCGGGCAGACCUCACCAGCAACGCCGGUGUGUCGACGACAGCCCAGCAACCCACGAAAGAAUUGUCCGAGAGUUUCAGAGCGGCAUACAAAAACACGCUGGCGCCUCAUCACGGGUUCUUGGUUAAGCCUAUCUUCAGUGCAGCCAUGAGUGCCACGCCUUACAGGAAGGAUAUGUAUUCGAGAUUGGUGGGAGAAGGGACAAGCCCGGAGACCGCGAGCCAGGCUCUUGAGAAGUGGGUGGCUGCGUUGGAGCAAAGAGUUGGCAUUUUGAAAACAUUCCUCGCUAGCCCCGAGGGUAAAUGGUAAAAGUGAAAGAGACGACACUGCUAUGCUCAGAUAUUGGUACGACGAGCUGUAUGCAUGAUUGACAUGUUGCGAGCUCGAGGGUCGUUUCGGCAGGACAUGCAUUCAACCACCCUCUGAUGGGCUGUGAAGCACCAGACAGG